Molecule: messenger RNA, 1655 nt
Organism: Nothobranchius furzeri (turquoise killifish)
Lineage: Eukaryota; Metazoa; Chordata; Actinopteri; Cyprinodontiformes; Nothobranchiidae
Product: 4-galactosyl-N-acetylglucosaminide 3-alpha-L-fucosyltransferase 9
Cellular component (GO): membrane
Molecular function (GO): alpha-(1->3)-fucosyltransferase activity
Source: RefSeq, a predicted model, not a curated record
UGAGCAUAAAAAUAUUCAGACAAAGCGAUUCCUGAAUCUUGUGCACAAAAGGCAUAUCAAGAGCAUCAAAUGACUCAAAAUACUUUAUUUAAAAGAAGGCAUUCAUCUUUUCUUUUUCAUUUGUGAGAUCUGAAGAAGGUCAGAGUAUGACAACUACUACGACUAACAAAAUCCUGCGACCCCUUUUCACCACUGUGUUCAUUGUCAUGGUCUUCAUAAUUAUAUUUAUGUUAUAUGUAAAACCAUCCAGCAAUUUUUCAUAUAAUCAAGUGGAGCCAACGUCUUUAAAAAAUGGAGCCAAGAGAGUUCCAAAAACCAAUACAAGCCUGACCAUUGUACUGGUUUGGCAUUGGCCAUUUGGACAGACUUUCAAACUGGAUAAUUGCAGCUCUGCCUUCAACAUCAAGGACUGUUUCAUCACAGCAGACAAAAACUUGUACAACAGAUCACAUGGAGUCAUCUUUCACCACCGAGACAUCGCCAGGGACCUCUCCAAUCUGCCACAACAGCAACGGCCACCAUUCCAGAAGUGGAUAUGGAUGAACUUAGAGUCCCCGUCACAUUCACCCCAGCUUUCUGGAAUCAAUAAUUUAUUCAACGUGACUCUCAACUACCGUCAGGAUUCUGACAUUAAAGGAACUUAUGGCAUCAUUGUUCCAACCAAAACUGCAGAGAACUUUGUACCCCCCAAAAAAGACAAAUUGGUCUGCUGGAUUGUGAGUAACUGGAACCCGGGACAUCGCCGGGUUCAGUAUUUCAAUGAAUUGCACAAACACAUUGAGAUUCACACAUAUGGACAAGCCUUUAGGAACAAAAUUUCUGGUGAAGAUUACAUGUCCAUCAUGACCAGCUGUAAGUUUUAUUUGUCUUUUGAGAACUCCAUCCACAAAGAUUACAUUACUGAAAAAAUGUACAAUCCACUUGCUGUGGGAACAGUGCCAGUAGUUCUUGGGACAUCCAGACAGAACUAUGAAAACUUUAUUCAAGGAGAUUCCUUCAUUCACGUGGAUGACUUUAAAUCACCCAAGGAGCUGGCGGAGUACCUGCUGAUCGCAAACAAGAAUGAACAAAUGUAUCUGGGAUUUUUUAAGUGGAGGCAGAACUUUAAAUCACACAAUUAUGGUUCCUGGUCAAUGCACACGUGCCAUGCGUGUGAAUACUUGCAAAAGCACAAGGAGUACAAGGCAAUCAAUGAUCUUAACAAGUGGUAUUGGGGAUAAUGGUGCUCCUAGAGUUUGUGCAGCAGCUAUCGUGUUUUAUGACGUGGUUCACAGUCAAAACAAAAUGUGGUUCUUGAGGUUGACCCCUCUAAAAACAGUCUGAAACUAAGUCAUGUGAUCUGACAUGAAUAGUUUGAAGAGCAAUAAUCUGCCAUGCCAUUAUAAUGCUUGAGAUAGACACUGACACACAAUUCUUUUUGCAACCUCAUUCAGAUCUUUUUUCACUUCUAGAACUUGAUUUAAAGGCUAAUUUCUGAACCUUGUAUUUCAUAGUGGAAUGCACGGACUUAAUUUAACUAUUAUUAGGCAAAUUAAUAAUAAUAACGCACACACACACAGUAUGGUCUUUUGGUUUUAAUUGUCCUUAAUUGUUGAUUUGCUCUAGCUUGAACACUUGAAUAAUAGGCUCCAUGAGGUUUAUUUGUCCUUUUUUUU